Klebsormidium nitens is the source of this 2157-nucleotide messenger RNA. The record is from the annotation of a GenBank genome assembly. NCBI's taxonomy places the organism in Eukaryota, Viridiplantae, Streptophyta, Klebsormidiophyceae, Klebsormidiales, Klebsormidiaceae.
UUUGGCAUGCACCUUUCGCUUCGUUGGUUUCACUUUCGAGUUUCAGAUUCUUUUUGCCCUGGACGCAGCUUCCAAAAGUAUGCAUUUGGUGUAUAUGUAGCAAAUUUCAAAGACGCUGCAAAGAGCCUUGAAUUGAAAAAGUUCUUUGGAAUUGAGGGGGCUGCGUGCUUUUCUGAGCCCAUCCUGAAUGUCAAUCUGCGCAUGUUGCUGGACAGAACUAGCACAUUGGGUUCAAUCCGCUGAAGCAAAGGAUGCAGGAGUUUUGAAGAAGAAGUGGGGAGGCCAUGCUCAUGGACGCUUCGCUGCAAGGGUCAUCCCUACCACCCCCAAUGCAGCCUUUAUGAACACUUUGGAGGAGCUGACAGUUCACUGGUUGUAAGUUUUGUGUCACACAUGCAAUGCUGCCUCCAGUCAAAAAGGCGCUAGGUACUUGCAUUGGAGGUUGGCAGCUUUGAGCAGGGGGGUGAAUGUGGAUUCUACUUGCCUAUAAACACAAUGGCAGACUUACCUCAUGUCUACCGGCGGUCUCAAACCGCCCCAGCUCUAAGAGAAACUCUGCGGCCCCUCCUGGAGUCUGACCACCUCAACAGUAUCUCCGAGGAUGGAGAUGGCGUGGAGUCUCGCAGCGGGUCCAUGAAGAAGCGCUCGUUGGCCGUGAUUGAUUCACAGCGGUACCCUGCGCUGCGCUUGUUCCCCAAGUCUUUUGCCCUGGAUUUUGAUGGCCAUGGGAGUUGUUCGCCCCGCGAGUGGAACAUCAAGCGCAUUGCUGACUGGGACCAGGGCUUCUCAUGGCACCAUGUGGAGAUCCCCAGAAAUCUGGCCUCCCUAGGGGGGCCCCUACUGGAGGUCCUCAACCCCCUGAAACUGCACGACGUGCUUCCGCUGCUGUCCAGCGGCCCUUUCUGCGGCAUCCGCAACGGCACGCUCGUGUUCCGCAUCAACUCUGUGGGGCCCCUGAGCAGCAACUUCACUUCGAAGCUGGCCGCGCUCGUGACUCCAAGGUCUUUGGUCAGUCUGUCGAUGGGAGACCUGGCGCGUCUUCAGUUGGACCCCGCAGACGAGAAGUCGAUCCUGGCGAUGGCGAGUGCGGAGGAGCACCAACAAAUCGGGGCGCAGGGCAAGAUCCUGGACUUCCUGUUGCAGCUAAGCCAUCCGGAGGAUGUUGAAGACCAGCAGAUCCCGUCUUCGGUACCGGAGUUGGUCGCCCACAUCCUGCAGGCCUACCAGGACCACUUGCGCGACCUGGUAACCAACUUCGAGGUGGAGCUCGACUACCUGGACCAGGAGAUUGACUCAGACGACCGGGUCAAAGCGCAACUGCUGGAGAACCGGCGCUUUUCAAAGAUGGCGCUGGACUUGCAGCGAGUACUGCAGGUAACCACGUACGCUGACGAGAUCUUGCCUUCCAUCCAAGAAAAGCUGACGCUAGCUCACUCCGUCAGCGACAAGUGCGCAAGGCUCUUCGAGGGAUUGGCCAAGCGGGUCAAGAACAAGAAGACGCGCAUACAGAUCAGCAGCGCACGCAUCGACGCGCUGCAGAACUCGCUCAAGACGUGGCAAGCGGACCAGCUGAAUGAGAAGGUGUACUACCUGACCGUUGUGACCAUCAUCUUUUCGCCCCUCGCCGUGAUCACGGGCGCUUUCGGGAUGAACGUGUCCGGCGUGCUUUGGACGCCAAUCGAGGACGGUCCGGGCUUCCGGAACGUUAUGAUCAUGUGCGCAUGCAUCACGGUGUUUGUUUUGAGCGUCUUCUUCGUGCCGCCUAUAUGUUACUGGUUCCAGAAACGGCGGAAGCACAAGCGGGUGGUCGGCCGGUGGCAGAGUGCGUUUUCUCGGGUGGACGCGCAUAAGCGGCGGCCAAGCUCAAUACUGAAAGGAGCGUAAAGUGGUCAUCGUGUAUGUUGAUUAACUCUGCAGGUACAUAUGCACGCGUAGGACGUAGUUGAUGAACGUGAGAAGGUUGUACUUGUGCCAAAGUGGCUGCCGACGAGAGCUUAGGUCCCCGAUUGCGCACACAAAUCGAAUCUCAAACGCGAUUCAAUCCCUGUAGAUGUUGGACCAACAAGCUGUUUGUACAAUAAAGACGGCCCGGCCACGUUGCAUGGUGGCAGAUCUGUGUUUGUCAGUGUGAGCGCAAUGAUUCCCAAUGAUCUCAGC